Messenger RNA from Phodopus roborovskii (desert hamster), 808 nucleotides. RefSeq names its product histone H3.3A-like. The coding region runs from base 45 to 467 and encodes 140 amino acids. Gene Ontology annotation, cellular component: nucleosome. Gene Ontology annotation, molecular function: protein heterodimerization activity; DNA binding; structural constituent of chromatin. NCBI's taxonomy places the organism in Eukaryota, Metazoa, Chordata, Mammalia, Rodentia, Cricetidae. The record is from RefSeq and is a predicted model, not a curated record. The transcript has a single exon.
CGGUCCCAGCAAGGGCCUCAGACCUCGGCUUUGGGUGAAAGAAAAUGGCCCAAACCAAGCAGACUGCUCGGAAGUCCACGGGUGGCAAAGCCUCCCCCUCCCCACCCCGCAAACAGCUGGCCACCAAGGCAGCCAGGAAAAGCGCGCCCUCUACCGGCGGGGUGAAGAAACCUCACCACUACAGGCCCGGGACCGUGGCUCUAAGAGAGAUCCGUCCUUACCAGAAGUCGACUGAGCUGCUCAUCCCGAAGCUGCCUUUCCAGAGGUUGGUGAGGGAGAUCGCCCAGGACUUCAAAACCGACUUGAGGUUUCAGAGUGCAGCCAUUGGUGCCCUUCAGGAGGCCAGUGAAGCGUACCUGAUGGGGUUAUUUGAAGAUACCAAUCUGUGCGCCAUCCACGCCAAGAGAGUCACCAUCAUGCCCAAAGAUAUCCAGUUGGCCCGCCGGAUACGGGGGGAGAGAGCUUAAGUCAAGGCGGUUUUUUAUGGCAUUUUGUAGUAAAUUCUGUAAAAUACUUUGGUUUAACUUGUGACUUUUUUUUGUAAGAAAUUGUUUAUAAUAUGUCGCAUUUGUACUUAAGUCAUUCCAUCUUUCACUCAGGAUGAAUGGGAAGAGUGACUGUUCAGACCUCAGUGAUGAGCACUGUGGCUCAGGAGUGACAAGUUGCUAAUAUGCAGAAGGGUUGGGUGAUACUACUUGCUUCUCAUGAUGCAUGUUUCUGUAUGUUAAUGACUUGUUGGGUAGCUAUUAAGGUACUAGAAUUGAUAAAUGUACAGGGUCCUUUUGCAAUAAAACUGGUUAUGACUUGA